GAUUCUGUUACUUUACACACUAACAUUACUGAAAUACACAACGUUGAUCUGGUGAUGUGGAUGUAUGGAGCUCAGAGAUCUAUUAUCGCUAAACUCAAUGGAAAGAGUCAGAUGAUUUCCUUUUAUGAUGUUGAUGACGGGAGAUUCGGAGACAGACUGCAGCUGGACAAUCAGACGGGAUCCCUGAGCAUCAGUGACAUCAGGACCAAACUCUCUGGAGACUAUCAGCUCAGGAUCAUCAGCAGCGAGACCUCGUACAAGACAUUCAGUCUGACUGUCCACGAUGUGUUUUUUGCUGGUUUAACAAACACGAAAGAGGGAGACUCCGUUACUCUCCACACUGGUGUUCAUGAAAUACAGAAACAUGAUGUGAUUCUGUGGAUGUUCGGACCGUUGAGUCCAGACACGUUUCUAGCUGAAAUCAACACAACACUCGGUCAGAUCUCAUAUAGUGAUGAUGUGAGACUGAGAGACCGAGUACGGCUGGAUGAUCAGUCUGGAUCUCUGACCAUCAGCAACAGCAGAAGCACAGAUACAGGGCUUUAUCAGCUGCAGAUCACCAACAGCAAAGAGACCUUCUACAAGAGAUACAAUGUGUUUGUCGAUGCUCCUGAACCAGGUCUGUCUUCAGGUGUUUUAGCACUGAUCUGUGUUUUUGUGCUGAUGAUUGUGGCUGCAGCGGGAAUCGCUGGAGUGUGUUACUCUCGCCGCAAGUAUUCUCGACUAAAGGGAACAGAUGAAAUGAAGACACAAGAAGUGUCAGAGGGAGACUCUGUCACUCUACACACUGGUAUAACUGAACCACAGAAAUAUGAUCAAAUACUCUGGAGUUUCGGACCUCGAGGCUCGGUCAUCGCUCAGAUUCCUGAAAGGACCAGUAAGACUUCAUUCAGGGAUGACGAGAGAUUCAGAGGCCGACUGCAGCUGGACAGUGAGACUGGAGAUCUGACCAUCAGAGACGUCAAGAUCACACAGUCAGGAGACUAUCAGCUAAAGCUAAUCAGAGCAAGACAGACCAAAUCCAGAAAAUUCAAGCUUAUUCUCUUUGUGGACUCGCUGCGAUUCUCGGAGGGAGAAAACGUCUCUCUAGACACCGGUGUAAGUGAACUACAGAGGGAUGAUCAGAUUCUCUGGACGUUUGGCUCUGAAGACACUGUUAUAGCUAAAAGAGAAAGAAACGCCAAUCAGACAGCAGAUGCUGAUGGGAGAUUCGGAGACAGACUGCAGAUGGAUGAUCAGACCAGUAUCACGAACACCAAAAGCACAGACUCCGGAGUUUAUCAUCUACACAUCAGCAGCAGAAAUAAAGUCUCAUACAAGAAGUUUAGAGUUACAGUGUGGUUGGACACAGUAAAAGUGAGAGCGGGAGACUCCGUCACUCUAAACACUGGAAUGACUGAACUAGAGGAGGACAGUAAGAUACUGUGGACACAUGGAGAUCACGAAACAUGCAUUGCUAAAAUCAACAGAGCCACCAAUAAGACAUCAUUGUAUCGUGGUAACGAUGUGAGAUUCAGAGACAGACUGCAGCUGGAUCACCGGACCGGAUCUCUGACCAUCUGGAACAUCAGCAUCACACAUUCAGAUGUCUAUAAACUACAGAUCAGCAGCCGCAGACGGAGCAAAUGCAAAAGAUUUGUGCUUAUUGUCGAUGAAAACAAAGUGUCAGUGACGGAGGGAGACCGAGCAGAACUAAACACUGAUGUCAGUGAGCUACAGAGAGACGCUCUGAUCCUGUGGAUGUUUGGCCCCAGAGACAGUCUCAUAGCUAAAGCUGACCUGGAGAACCGUAAGAUAUCUACAUAUGAUGGUGUUGGUGGACGAUUCAGAGACAGACUGCAGCUGGACCUUCAGACUGGAUCUCUGAGCAUCACAAGCACCACGAACACAGACUCUGGACUUUAUAAACUCAAGAUCAUCAGCAGCAGAGAGACCAGAUACAAGCGAUUCAGAGUUACUGUCUGUGAGGAUAGAGAGAGAGAGAUCCAUCCAGAAGACACUGUGGAGUCCUCUCAGAGAGAAAACACAGAGGAGAUAGCAUUGCUCAAGAUCUACAGCGGCACUAGUGUUUGAAAGAUAUAUAUAUAUAUAUAUAU
Cyprinus carpio (common carp) is the source of this 2096-nucleotide messenger RNA. RefSeq lists its product as uncharacterized. The transcript is spliced from 8 exons. Bases 55 to 2073 code for a protein of 672 amino acids. Lineage: Eukaryota; Metazoa; Chordata; Actinopteri; Cypriniformes; Cyprinidae. The record is from RefSeq and is a predicted model, not a curated record.